AUGGAGGAAGAAGAAUAUGAGGAGGUUGUGGAGCGAGGGGAGCUGGAGGGCGAGGGGCGCCCCGACGCGGCCGCCUCCCCUCAGCGGCGGGACGGCGCCACCGUGCGGCCGCCAUUUGCUGUGUGGCCGCGGCUUGCGGCGAGCGUGGCGGCAGCGGGCGCCGCGUUUGUUCCUCGGCUCCUCUCCGAGCUGACUGGCGCCUCCGGCUGCUGCAAGCUGAGUGCCCUGGCCACGGCAAGCUGCCAGCGGGGAGCGAAGCCCACACAGCAACAAGACAUAGUCCUUGUUGGCUCUCCGGGGUCAGUUGCACUGCAGGUCCAGAAGGAAGAGAUGAGCAUGCUUUGCACCGUAAUGGAAUAUUACAUUGAAGAGACAACUAUUGAGGAGGAUGAACCAUAUGAGGUGGUCACUGAGAUCACUGAGACCAUUAGCACAGACUUCACAGGUCCUAAAACUACUACCUAUACUGUUGAACGUGAAAAAUCUGUUGAAGAUGAAGCACCUCCGGUCAGAAAGAAGACAAUACGGGCAAAAGUGGACCCAUCUAAGUUUUUGACACCUUACCUGCAGCACAGUAAUAAAAUGAAGGACCUGUUCAGUGAAAACAAGUAUAAAGAAAAAUUUAGAAAAGAAAGAGGAAAGCCAUAUGCUUCCACAGUUGAUACCCCAGAAAUUCGGAGAAUCAAGAAAGUGCAGGACCAGCUUAGUGAGGUUAAAUAUCGCAUGGCUGGUGAAGUUGCUAAAACUAUUUGCCACGUUGAUGAAAAGGCCAUGGAUAUAGAACAUGCAAAGAAGGUGUCACAGCAAGUGAGCAAGGUAUUAUAUAAACAGAAUUGGGAGGAGAAUAAGGACAAGUACCUGCUUCCCCCUGAUGCUCCAGAGCUUGUGAAUGCAAUAAAAAACACAGCAAUGUUCAGCAAGAAACUCUAUACUGAAGACUGGGAAGGAGACAAAACAUUAUUCUAUCCAUACAAUGACAGUCCGGAGCUCAGGAGGGUGGCUCAGGCUCAGAAGACUCUGAGUGAUAUUGUCUACAAAAAAGGGCAUGAUGAACGAAAAUCUAAAUAUACUCCUCUGCCAGACCCACCUGAUGUGGAACAAGCCAAGAAAGUGACAAGGCAGCAGAGUGAUAUUAUUUACCACGAGGACUAUAAAAACAAGAUCAAAGGCAAAUGGAGUCAAACUCCAUGCUAUGAUGUUGCAAUUGCGAGAAUGAACGCAGAAAAUCUAAGCAUGAGAAAAUACCAAGAAGACUUUGAAAACAUGAAAGACCAAAUCUACUUUAUGCAGACUGAAACUCCAGAAUAUGAAGCUAAUAAGCGAGUUUCAAAUAAUGUCAGUAAGAUAAAAUACAGAGCAGACUAUGAAAAGAACAAAGCUAUUGCAGAUUAUAACGUGCUUCCUGCUACAGAGAACCCAUUGCUGAGGCAAUUAAAAGCUGCAGGAAAUGUGCUGAGUGAUAAAUUAUACAAAGAAGCCUAUGAACAAUCAAAAGGAACCAGCAUUAAUUACUGUGACACACCAAAGUUCCAGACUGAUAGUGCUCUGAAGAAUUUUAGUGAUGUAAAAUACAAAGAUGCAUAUCAAAAGAAUAUUUUAGGACACUAUUUGGGCAGCUUUGAGGACCCACAUCAUAUACACUGCAUGAAAGUUGAAGCUAUGAAGAGCGAUAAAAAUUACAAAGCAGAAUAUGAAGAGGAAAAGACAAGAUGCUACUUCCCUCAGACCAUAACUCAGGAGUAUGAAGCAAUUAAGAAGUUAGAGCAGUGUAAAGAUCACACCUACAAAAAGCAUCCCGAUCAAACCAAGUUUACUCAAGUGACUGACUCUCCAGUACAGAAGCAAGCAGAGAUCAAUAGCAAGCAGCUAAGUGAUAUAAUAUAUAAAUCCAAAGGUGAAGAAAUUAUUCACAAGUACCACCUCCCUCCAGAUGUGCCCCAGUUUAUACAGGCUAAAGUUAAUGCCUACAAUAUUAGUGAUAACUAUUACAAAACAGGAUUGGAAGAAUUAAAAUCAAAGGGAUAUGAUCUAAAAAGUGAUGCUAUUCCUAUCCAAGCUGCCAAGGCUGCUAGGCAGGCUGUCAGCGAUGUUAACUAUAAAAAAGCCUAUGAACUUGCCAAGGGUAAACUUGUUGGCUUCAGGAGCAUCCAAGAUGAUCCCAAACUCGUUCAUUCUAUGAAGGUAGCCAAGAUGCAGUCUGAGCGAGAGUACAAGAAGGAUUAUGAGAAGACAAAAACUAAGUACAACAUUCCACUGGAUAUGGUCAAUGUUGUCGGUGCCAAGAAGGCUCAAGAGAUUGCCAGCAACUCUAAUUACAAGAACCUCCUCCACCACUAUACGUACUUACCAGAUGCAAUGAAUGUGGAGCUUACCAAGAAUAUGAUGGAGAUUCAGAGUGAUAAUGUAUACAAAGCUGAUUAUAAUAACUGGAUGAAAGGCAUUGGUUGGGUCCCCAUUGGCUCACGAGAAGUAGAAAAAGCUAAAAAAGCUGGAGAUGCCUUGAAUGAAAAGAAAUACCGCCAGCAUCCAGACACCAUUAAAUUUACAAGUGUGGUGGACUCUCCAGUAAUGGUCCAAGCCAAACAGAAUUCAGUUCAACUCAAUGAUAAACUAUAUAGGUCUUCUGGAGAGGAAGUUAAACAUAAAUAUACUCUGACUCCGGAUGUCCCACAGUUUAUCCAAGCUAGAUACAAUGCAGCUAAUGUCAGUGAUGCUUAUUAUAAACAAGGCUACCAUGAUCUAAUAGCUAAAGGGAACAAGGUGUCUCUUGAUGCUAUUUCCCUUACUCUAGCCAAGGCUUCGAGAAACAUUGCUAGUGAUUAUAAAUAUAAAGAAGCAUAUGAGAAGGCUAAAGGAAAACAGGUUGGUUUCAGAAGCCUGCAAGAUGAUCCUAAGCUUGUCCACUACAUGAAUGUAGCAAAGAUUCAGUCUGAGCGCGAGUACAAGAAAAACUAUGAGAAGACCAAGACUAACUAUCAUGCAACUCCUGACAUGUACAGUAUCCAGGCAGCUAAACAGUCUCAGGAUGUAGCUUCUAAUGCUCAUUACAAAAAACUGAUACAUCACUACACUUAUCUGCCAGAUGCCAUGGAUGUUGAGCUUGCAAAGAACAUGAUGCAAAUUCAGAGUGAUAAUGCAUACAAACAAGAGUAUAACAGCUGGUUCAAGGGCAUUGGAUGGAGUCCUCUUGGUUCUCUGGAUGUUGAAAAAGCUAAAAAAGCUGGGGAGGCGUUAAAUGAAAAGAAAUACCGUCAGCACCCAGACACCAUCAAAUUUACAAGUAUACCAGAUUCAAUGCCAAUGGUUUUAGCUCAGCACAACACCAAGCAACUGAGUGAUGUAACAUAUAAACAAGAGGGUGAAAAACUAAAACACAAAUAUACCCUGGAUCCUGAUGUUCCUCAGUUUAUUCAAGCCAGGGUCAAUGCCUACAAUUUGAGUGAUGCUAACUACAAAGCAGACUGGAAAAAGACCAUAGCCAAAGGAUAUGAUCUGAAACCAGAUGCCAUUCCUAUCAUUGCCGCUAAGGCUUCACGGAAUAUUGCAAGUGAUUACAAGUACAAGGAAUCAUAUGAGAAAGGUAAAGGCAAACAGGUUGGAUACCGUAGCCUGCAGGAUGAUCCUAAACUUGUUCAUUACAUGAAUGUGGCCAAAAUGCAAUCAGAUCGUGAAUACAAGAAGGAUUAUGAAGUCACCAAGACCAAAUAUCAUACUCCUUUGGAUAUGUUCAGCGUGACGGCUGCCAAGAAAGCCCAGGAAGUGAUUACGAAUACUGGCUAUAAACAGCCAAUUCACAAUUAUACACUCUUACCUGAUUCUGUGAAUCUGGAGCUAUCAAGAAAUGUGAUGCAGCUUCAGAGUGAUAAUGUGUACAAAGCAGACUUUAAUAACUGGUUGAGAGGAGUUGGCUGGGUACCAAUUCAGUCACUGGAUGUAGAAAAGGCCAGAAAAGCUACAGAGAUUCUCAGUGAGAAGAAGUACCGCCAGCACCCAGAUAAGCUGAAGUACUCCAUUACAAUGGAUGCAAUGGAGCAAGUGCUAGCUAAGCAAAAUGCCAAGACCAUGAAUAAGAGGCUCUACACUGAUAAAUGGAACAAAGAGAAGACCAGCAUUCAUGUUAUGCCAGAUACUCCAGAAAUUCUGCAGUCUAGGGUGAAUCAGAUCACAAUGAGUAAUAAACUUUACAAAGCUGGAUGGGAGGAAGACAAGAAGAAAGGUUAUGACUUGCAGCCGGACGCCAUUCCAAUAAAAGCAGCCAAAGCCUCCAGAGACAUUGCAAGUGAUUAUAACUACAAACUAGCCUAUGAAAAAGCGAAAGGAAAGCACAUUGGAUUCCGCAGCCUUGAAGAUGACCCCAAGUUGGUGCACUUCAUGCAGGUGGCUAAGAUGCAAUCUGAUCGUGAAUACAAAAAAGACUAUGAGAAAGCAAAGACUAAUUUCCAUACUCCAGUUGACAUGUUCAGUGUUGUGGCAGCCAAAAAAGCACAGGAAGUGGCUACAAAUGUAAACUACAAAAACUUGAUUCAUACCUACAGUGUUCUGCCUGAUGCUAUGAGUCUUGAAUUGGCCAAAACCAUGAUGCAGAUACAAAGUGAUAAUCAAUACAGAGCAGAAUAUGAUGAAAGUAUGAAGGGUGUUGGAUGGAUACCACUGGGCUCCUUGGAAGCCGAAAAGAAUAAGAAGGCAAUGGAAAUUGUUAGUGAAAAGAAGUAUCGCCAGCAUCCAGACAAGCUGAAGUAUUCUGUUCCUAUGGAUUCCAUGAACAUGGUCUUAGCUUUAAAUAAUGCUAAAAUCAUGGAUGAGCACAAGUACAAACAAGCAUGGGAAGAAGACAAAAAGAAAGUUCACAUCACACCAGAUAUUCCACAGAUUGCUUUGGCAAAAGUUAAUGCAUUUAAUCUAAGUGAUAAAAUGUACAGACUUUCAUUUGAAGAAUCUAGGAAGAAAGGGUAUGACCUCAGAGCUGAUGCUAUCCCUAUAAAAGCUGCCAAAGCUUCUAGGGAUAUUGCUAGUGAUUACAAAUACAAACUAGGUUAUGAACAAGACAAGGGAAAACUUGUAGGCUUCCGCAGUCUUCAGGAUGAUCCCAAACUUGUCCAUUAUAUGCAAGUGGCUAAGAUGCAGUCUGAUCGUGAGUACAAGAAAGGUUACGAGGCGAGCAAGACACAUUACCAUACGCCUUCUGAUACGCUCAGCAUUGUAGCAGCUAAGGAGGCACAAGAUCGCAUAACCAAUACUAAAUACAAACGACUGAUUCACCAAUAUAUGCUACUACCAGAUGCAAUGAGCUUAGAACUGUACAGAAACAUGAACCAGAUACAAAGCGCCAAUGAGUACAAGCAGGAAUAUAAUGAGUGUUUCAAGGGUAUUGGUUGGAGUCCUGCUGGCUCUCUGGAUGUGGAGAAAUCUAAGAAAGCCACGGAAAUUGCAAGUGAUCAGAAAUACCGCCAGCAUCCCAGCAUGUUCCGCUUUACAAAACAGAACGAUUCCAUGGACAUGGUCCUUGCAAAGCAGAAUGCAAAUAUAAUGAACAAACAUGCUUAUACUCAAUCUUGGGAGAAGGAUAAAAUUCAGGUUCAUGUAAUGCCAGAUACACCAGAUAUUCUACAGGCAAAACAGAACAAGGCGAACUACAGUCAGAAACUGUACAAGCUUGGCUGGGAGGAGAUGAUAAAGAAAGGCUAUGACCUGACACCUGAAGCCAUUUCGGUGAAAACUGCCAAAGCUUCAAGGGACAUUGCAAGUGAUUACAAGUACAAAGAAGGUUACCGCAAGCAGCAGGGACAUCACAUUGGAUUUCGCAGCUUACAGGAUGAUCCUAAGAUGCUGUGGUCUAUGCAAGUUGCUAAGAUGCAGAGUGAGAGGGAGUACAAGAAAGAUUUUGAAAAGUGGAAGACAAAGUUUAAUAUGCCUGUGGAUAUGUUGGGCUUCCUUCUGGCUAAGAAAUGCCAGGAAUUGGUUAGUGAUGUAGACUACAAACGAAUGCUGCACCGCUGGACUUGUCUGCCAGACCAGAUUGAUGUAGAAGAGGCAAAGAGGGUCUACGAACUGCAGAGUGAUAAUGUGUACAAGUCUGACCUUAUGUGGCUGAGGGGCAUUGGCUGGUCCCCGAUGGGUUCACUGGACGAUGAGAAGAACAAGAGGGCGAGCCUCAUCCUGAGUGACAAGAAGUAUCGGCAACACCCGGACACCAUCAAAUUCACGAGCCUUCCCGACUCAAUGCCCAUGGUUCUGGCGAAGCACAACUCUGAAAUCAUGAACCAACGUGCGUACACGUCAGCCUGGGAGAAAGAUAAAACCAGCGUUCACAUUAUGCCGGAUACACCUGGUAUUUUGCUGGCCCAGCAGAACAAAGUGAACUACAGUGAGAAACUGUACCGGCUUGCGAUGGAGGAAGAUAAGAAAAAGGGCUAUGACAUGCGGGCAGAUGCCAUUCCUAUCACAUCUGCUAAAGCUUCCAGAGACAUUGCAAGUGACUACAAGUACAAGGAAGGCUAUCGCAAGCAGCUUGGCCACCACAUAGGAGCCCGUAACAUAGAGGAUGAUCCGAAGAUGAUGUGGUCAAUGCACGUAGCCAAGAUCCAGAGUGACAGGGAGUACAAGAAAGCCUUUGAGAAGACAAAGACGCACUUCAGUAGCCCAGUGGACAUGCUGGGAAUCGUGUUGGCCAAGAAAUGUCAGGAGCUGGUCAGUGACAUUGAUUACAAGCACCCUCUGCAUCGCUGGACCUGUCUGCCAGACCAGAACGACGUUGUACAAGCCAGGAAAGUGUAUGACCUCCAGAGCGAUAAUGUGUACAAGUCUGACCUUAUGUGGCUGAGGGGCAUUGGCUGGUCCCCGAUAGGUUCGCUGGACGAUGAGAAGAACAAGAGGGCGAGCCUCAUCCUGAGUGACAAGAAAUAUCGGCAACACCCGGACACCAUCAAAUUCACGAGCCUUCCCGACUCAAUGCCCAUGGUUCUGGCGAAGCACAACUCUGAAAUCAUGAACCAACGUGCGUACACGUCAGCCUGGGAGAAAGAUAAAACCAGCGUUCACAUUAUGCCGGAUACACCUGGUAUUUUGCUGGCCCAGCAGAACAAAGUGAACUACAGUGAGAAACUGUACCGGCUUGCGAUGGAGGAAGAUAAGAAAAAGGGCUACGACAUGCGGGCAGAUGCCAUUCCUAUCACAUCUGCUAAAGCUUCCAGAGACAUUGCAAGCGAUUACAAGUACAAGGAAGGCUAUCGCAAGCAGCUUGGCCACCACAUAGGAGCCCGUAACAUAGAGGAUGAUCCGAAGAUGAUGUGGUCAAUGCACGUAGCCAAGAUCCAGAGUGACAGGGAGUACAAGAAAGCCUUUGAGAAGACAAAGACGCACUUCAGUAGCCCAGUGGACAUGCUGGGAAUCGUGUUGGCCAAGAAAUGUCAGGAGCUGGUCAGUGACAUUGAUUACAAGCACCCUCUGCAUCGCUGGACCUGUCUGCCAGACCAGAACGACGUUGUACAAGCCAGGAAAGUGUAUGACCUCCAGAGCGAUAAUGUGUACAAGUCUGACCUUAUGUGGCUGAGGGGCAUUGGCUGGUCCCCGAUGGGUUCACUGGACGAUGAGAAGAACAAGAGGGCGAGCCUCAUCCUGAGUGACAAGAAGUAUCGGCAACACCCGGACACCAUCAAAUUCACGAGCCUUCCCGACUCAAUGCCCAUGGUUCUGGCGAAGCACAACUCUGAAAUCAUGAACCAACGUGCGUACACGUCAGCCUGGGAGAAAGAUAAAACCAGCGUUCACAUUAUGCCGGAUACACCUGGUAUUUUGCUGGCCCAGCAGAACAAAGUGAACUACAGUGAGAAACUGUACCGGCUUGCGAUGGAGGAAGAUAAGAAAAAGGGCUACGACAUGCGGGCAGAUGCCAUUCCUAUCACAUCUGCUAAAGCUUCCAGAGACAUUGCAAGCGAUUACAAGUACAAGGAAGGCUAUCGCAAGCAGCUUGGCCACCACAUAGGAGCCCGUAACAUAGAGGAUGAUCCGAAGAUGAUGUGGUCAAUGCACGUAGCCAAGAUCCAGAGUGACAGGGAGUACAAGAAAGCCUUUGAGAAGACAAAGACGCACUUCAGUAGCCCAGUGGACAUGCUGGGAAUCGUGUUGGCCAAGAAAUGUCAGGAGCUGGUCAGUGACAUUGAUUACAAGCACCCUCUGCAUCGCUGGACCUGUCUGCCAGACCAGAACGACGUUGUACAAGCCAGGAAAGUGUAUGACCUCCAGAGCGAUAAUGUGUACAAGUCUGACCUUAUGUGGCUGAGGGGCAUUGGCUGGUCCCCGAUGGGUUCACUGGACGAUGAGAAGAACAAGAGGGCGAGCCUCAUCCUGAGUGACAAGAAGUAUCGGCAACACCCGGACACCAUCAAAUUCACGAGCCUUCCCGACUCAAUGCCCAUGGUUCUGGCGAAGCACAACUCUGAAAUCAUGAACCAACGUGCGUACACGUCAGCCUGGGAGAAAGAUAAAACCAGCGUUCACAUUAUGCCGGAUACACCUGGUAUUUUGCUGGCCCAGCAGAACAAAGUGAACUACAGUGAGAAACUGUACCGGCUUGCGAUGGAGGAAGAUAAGAAAAAGGGCUAUGACAUGCGGGCAGAUGCCAUUCCUAUCACAUCUGCUAAAGCUUCCAGAGACAUUGCAAGCGAUUACAAGUACAAGGAAGGCUAUCGCAAGCAGCUUGGCCACCACAUAGGAGCCCGUAACAUAGAGGAUGAUCCGAAGAUGAUGUGGUCAAUGCACGUAGCCAAGAUCCAGAGUGACAGGGAGUACAAGAAAGCGUUUGAGAAGACAAAGACACACUUCAGUAGCCCAGUGGACAUGCUGGGAAUCGUGUUGGCCAAGAAAUGUCAGGAGCUGGUCAGUGACAUUGAUUACAAGCACCCUCUGCAUCGCUGGACCUGUCUGCCAGACCAGAACGACGUUGUACAAGCCAGGAAAGUGUAUGACCUCCAGAGCGAUAAUGUGUACAAGUCUGACCUUAUGUGGCUGAGGGGCAUUGGCUGGUCCCCGAUGGGUUCACUGGACGAUGAGAAGAACAAGAGGGCGAGCCUCAUCCUGAGUGACAAGAAGUAUCGGCAACACCCGGACACCAUCAAAUUCACGAGCCUUCCCGACUCAAUGCCCAUGGUUCUGGCGAAGCACAACUCUGAAAUCAUGAACCAACGUGCGUACACGUCAGCCUGGGAGAAAGAUAAAACCAGCGUUCACAUUAUGCCGGAUACACCUGGUAUUUUGCUGGCCCAGCAGAACAAAGUGAACUACAGUGAGAAACUGUACCGGCUUGCGAUGGAGGAAGAUAAGAAAAAGGGCUACGACAUGCGGGCAGAUGCCAUUCCUAUCACAUCUGCUAAAGCUUCCAGAGACAUUGCAAGUGACUACAAGUACAAGGAAGGCUAUCGCAAGCAGCUUGGCCACCAUAUUGGAGCCCGUAACAUAGAGGAUGAUCCGAAGAUGAUGUGGUCAAUGCACGUAGCCAUGAUCCAGAGUGACAGGGAGUACAAGAAAGCUUUUGAGAAGACAAAGACACACUUCAGCAGCCCAGUGGACAUGCUGGGAAUCGUGUUGGCCAAGAAAUGUCAGGAGAUGGUCAGUGACAUUGAUUACCGCCACUAUCUGCAUCAGUGGACUUGUCUUCCAGACCAGAAUGAUGUUAUCCAUGCUAGACAAGCCUACGAUCUACAGAGUGAUAACUGCUACAAGUCUGACCUUGGAUGGUUACGAGGCAUUGGUUGGAUUCCAAUUGGUUCCCCAGAAGUUGAAAAAGCCAAAAAGGCAGGAGAGAUCCUGAGUGAUAAAGUAUACCGUCAGCCUCCGGACACAAUUAAGUUUACUAGCAUCACUGAUUCUAUACCAAUGGUCUUAGCCAAGCAGAAUGCAGAGACGAUGAAUAAGCGUUUAUAUACUGAGGCCUGGGAUAAAGACAAGACACAAAUCCACGUAAUGCCUGACACUCCUGAAAUCACACUGGCAAAACAGAACAUGCAAAACUACAGUGUGAAACUCUACAAACAGGCCAUGGAAGAAGAGAAAAAGAAAGGCUAUGAUUUGAGAAGUGAUGCUAUCCCUAUCCAAGCUGCCAAAGCAUCCAGGCUAAUUGCCAGUGAUUACAAGUACAAGGAAGGCUAUCGCAAGCAGCUUGGCCACCAUAUUGGAGCCCGUAACAUAGAGGAUGAUCCAAAGAUGAUGUGGUCAAUGCACGUAGCCAAGAUCCAGAGUGACAGGGAGUACAAGAAAGCCUUUGAGAAGACAAAGACACACUUCAGUAGCCCAGUGGACAUGCUGGGAAUCGUGUUGGCCAAGAAAUGUCAGGAGCUGGUCAGUGACAUUGAUUACCGCCACUAUCUGCAUCAGUGGAUCUGUCUUCCGGACCAGAAUGAUGUUAUCCAUGCUAGGCAAGCCUAUGAUCUACAGAGUGAUCACUGCUACAAGUCUGACCUGGAAUGGUUACGAGGCAUUGGUUGGAUUCCAAUUGGUUCCCCAGAAGUUGAAAAAGCCAAAAAGGCAGGAGAGAUACUGAGUGAUAAAGUAUACCGUCAGCCUCCGGACACAAUUAAGUUUACUAGCAUCACUGAUUCUGUACCAAUGGUCUUAGCCAAGCAGAAUGCAGAGACAAUGAAUAAGCGUUUAUACACUGAAGCAUGGAAUAAAGAUAAGACUAUGAUUCAUGUCAUGCCUGACACACCAGAAAUCCUGCUAGCUAAACAAAACCAGAUAAACUACAGUCAGAAAAUAUACAAGCUAGCUUUGGAGGAGUCGAAGAAGAAGGGUCAUGAUUUGCGUUUUGAUGCCAUUCCUAUUCAAUCUGCCAAAGCAUCCAGAGAGAUUGCCAGUGAUUACAAAUAUAAAGAAGGCUAUCGCAAGCAGCUUGGCCACCACAUAGGAGCCCGUAACAUAGAGGAUGAUCCGAAGAUGAUGUGGUCAAUGCACGUAGCCAAGAUCCAGAGUGACAGGGAGUACAAGAAGGCUUUUGAGAAGACAAAGACGCACUUCAGUAGCCCAGUGGACAUGCUAGGAAUUGUGUUAGCCAAGAAAUGUCAGGGGCUGGUCAGCGACAUUGAUUACCGCCAUUAUCUGCACCAGUGGAUCUGUCUACCGGACCAGAAUGAUGUUAUCCAUGCUAAGAAAGCCUAUGAUCUACAGAGUGAUGCGGUUUACAAAUCAGACCUGGAGUGGCUAAGAGGUAUUGGAUGGGUUCCUAUUGGUUCUGUGGAAGUUGAAAAGGCCAAGAAAGCUGGAGAAAUCCUGAGUGAAAGGAAGUAUCGUCAACCAGCAGACCAAAUUAAAUUCACUAGUGUGACAGAUUCUUUGGCCAUGGUCUUAGCCAAGCAAAAUGCUGAGAUAAUGAACAGGCGGUUGUACACAGAAGCUUGGGAUGCAGACAAAACUUCAAUUCAUGUGAUGCCUGACACACCAUCAAUUUUGUUAGCAAAGGCCAAUGCAGCUAACGUUAGCCAUAAACUUUAUAUACAAGCCUGGGAAGAUGCCAAAAAGAAGGGUUAUGACAUGAGAGCUGAUGCUAUUCCAUUCCGAAGUGCAAAGGCAUCAAGAGAUAUUGCAAGCGACUACAAGUACAAAGAAACAUACGAGAAGCAGAAAGGCCACUACAUUGGGUGCAAAACUGCCCAGGAGGAUCCCAAACUGUCGUGGGCUGCGCGUGCCAUGCAGCUGCAGAAUGACCGAAUUUACAGGAAGGCGUACCAUGAUUCGAAGUCCCAGGUCCACAUACCAGUCGAUGCGAUGUCAGUGCAGGCAGCCAAGGAUUGCCAGACAUUAGUCAGUGAUAUUGACUAUCGUCAGUACCUUCACCAGUGGACGUGUCUGCCUGACCAGAAUGAUGUGAUCCAUGCCAGGAAGGCCUACGAUCUACAGAGCGAUAAUGUGUACAAGUCAGAUCUGGAAUGGCUGCGAGGCAUCGGCUGGUUGACAGAAGGUUCUGUGGAUGUGGUGAAAGCAAAGAAAGCCCAGGAACUCCUGAAUGAGAGGUUGUACCGCACGCGUCCAGAUGAGAUGAAAUUCACCAGCAUUACUGACUCACCAGACAUUGUCCAGGCUAAGAUUAACGCUUUGCAGAUCAGUGACCACCUGUAUCGUGAAAACUGGGACAGAGAUAAGACACAGAUUUCCAUACCUUCUGAUACUCCUGUAAUGCUGCAGUCCAAAGUCAACGCUCUCAACAUCAGCAAUAAACACUAUCAGAAGGCCUGGGAUGAGGCCAAGGCAAAAAGCUAUGACCUGAGAGCUGAUGCCAUUCCCAUCAAACAUGCCAAGGCAUCCAGAGACAUUGCUAGUGAGUACAAGUACAAAGAAACACAUGAGAAGCAGAAAGGCCAUUACAUUGGGUGCAAAACUGCCCAGGAGGAUCCCAAACUGUCGUGGGCUGCGCGUGCCAUGCAGCUGCAGAAUGACCGAAUUUACAGGAAGGCGUACCAUGAUUCGAAGUCCCAGGUCCACAUACCAGUCGAUGCGAUGUCAGUGCAGGCAGCCAAGGAUUGCCAGACAUUAGUCAGUGAUAUUGACUAUCGUCAGUACCUUCACCAGUGGACGUGUCUGCCUGACCAGAAUGAUGUGAUCCAUGCCAGGAAGGCCUACGAUCUACAGAGCGAUAAUGUGUACAAGUCAGAUCUGGAAUGGCUGCGAGGCAUCGGCUGGUUGACAGAAGGUUCUGUGGAUGUGGUGAAAGCAAAGAAAGCCCAGGAACUCCUGAAUGAGAGGUUGUACCGCACGCGUCCAGAUGAGAUGAAAUUCACCAGCAUUACUGACUCACCAGACAUUGUCCAGGCUAAGAUUAACGCUUUGCAGAUCAGUGACCACCUGUAUCGUGAAAACUGGGACAGAGAUAAGACACAGAUUUCCAUACCUUCUGAUACUCCUGUAAUGCUGCAGUCCAAAGUCAACGCUCUCAACAUCAGCAAUAAACACUAUCAGAAGGCCUGGGAUGAGGCCAAGGCAAAAAGCUAUGACCUGAGAGCUGAUGCCAUUCCCAUCAAACAUGCCAAGGCAUCCAGAGACAUUGCUAGUGAGUACAAGUACAAAGAAACACAUGAGAAGCAGAAAGGCCAUUACAUUGGGUGCAAAACUGCCCAGGAGGAUCCCAAACUGUCGUGGGCUGCGCGUGCCAUGCAGCUGCAGAAUGACCGAAUUUACAGGAAGGCGUACCAUGAUUCGAAGUCCCAGGUCCACAUACCAGUCGAUGCGAUGUCAGUGCAGGCAGCCAAGGAUUGCCAGACAUUAGUCAGUGAUAUUGACUAUCGUCAGUACCUUCACCAGUGGACGUGUCUGCCUGACCAGAAUGAUGUGAUCCAUGCCAGGAAGGCCUACGAUCUACAGAGCGAUAAUGUGUACAAGUCAGAUCUGGAAUGGCUGCGAGGCAUCGGCUGGUUGACAGAAGGUUCUGUGGAUGUGGUGAAAGCAAAGAAAGCCCAGGAACUCCUGAAUGAGAGGUUGUACCGCACGCGUCCAGAUGAGAUGAAAUUCACCAGCAUUACUGACUCACCAGACAUUGUCCAGGCUAAGAUUAACGCUUUGCAGAUCAGUGACCACCUGUAUCGUGAAAACUGGGACAGAGAUAAGACACAGAUUUCCAUACCUUCUGAUACUCCUGUAAUGCUGCAGUCCAAAGUCAACGCUCUCAACAUCAGCAAUAAACACUAUCAGAAGGCCUGGGAUGAGGCCAAGGCAAAAAGCUAUGACCUGAGAGCUGAUGCCAUUCCCAUCAAACAUGCCAAGGCAUCCAGAGACAUUGCUAGUGAGUACAAGUACAAAGAAACACAUGAGAAGCAGAAAGGCCAUUACAUUGGGUGCAAAACUGCCCAGGAGGAUCCCAAACUGUCGUGGGCUGCGCGUGCCAUGCAGCUGCAGAAUGACCGAAUUUACAGGAAGGCGUACCAUGAUUCGAAGUCCCAGGUCCACAUACCAGUCGAUGCGAUGUCAGUGCAGGCAGCCAAGGAUUGCCAGACAUUAGUCAGUGAUAUUGACUAUCGUCAGUACCUUCACCAGUGGACGUGUCUGCCUGACCAGAAUGAUGUGAUCCAUGCCAGGAAGGCCUACGAUCUACAGAGCGAUGCUGUCUAUAAGUCAGACCUAGAGUGGCUCCGUGGAAUUGGCUGGUUGCCUAAUGACUCUCCGGUUGUUAAGAGAGUGAAGCAUGCCCAGGAUCUCCUGAGUGAUAAUGUGUAUCGUACACCUAUUGAAAGCCUGAAAUACACCAGUAUUGUUGAUUCUCCAGAUGUUCUGCUAGCUAAAGCGAAUGCCGAACAAGUCAGCAUUCCAAAAUACAAAGAAGCCUGGGAAAAGGACAAGACUAUGAUCCAUAUUAUGCCAGACACACCUGAAAUCAACCUAGCCAAGACUAAUGCUGCUAAUUUUAGUCAGAAACUGUAUAAAGAAGCUUGGGAUGAGUUGAAGACGAGUUGUGAUUUGAGAGCGGAUGCAAUCCCAAUCAAGACAGCCAAAGCUUCUAGAGAAAUUGCUAGUGAUUAUAAAUACAAACUGGAUCACGAGAAGCAGAAAGGACAUUAUGUUGGAGUUCCAAAUGCAGAAGCAGAUUCGAAAAUGCAGUUUGCCCUCGGCAUAGGCAAAGUUCAAAGUGAACUGGAAUACAAGAGACAUUUUGCCAAAUGGAAGACACAGUGCCACCUACCAGUAGACAUGCUAUCUAUCGUGUCAGCUAAACAGGGUCAGUCUUUGGUCAGUGAUGUUGAUUACCGUCAAUACUUGCAUCAGUGGAUCUGUCUUCCAGAUCAGAAUGACGUCAUACAUGCUAGGAAGGCCUACGAUCUCCAGAGUGAUGCUGUUUACAAAUCUGAUUUAGAAUGGCUACGGGGAAUUGGGUGGUUGCCAAAUGAUUCAGUUGGAAUCAACCAUGUCAAAUAUGCUGGAGAUCUCUUGAAUGAGAGAAAGUACCGUACGAAACCUGAAACUCUUUCAUUUACUCCAGUGGAGGACCGAGUUGAUUAUAUCACAGCAAAGAAGAGUGGUGAAAUUCGUAGUGAUAUUAAAUACCACAAAGCAUGGAAUGAGGUCAAGUCAAAUUAUACUCUAACAGAUACACCACAGCUAGAUAUGGCCCGAGAAGCAGCCAGAAUUCUUAAUCAGAAUUUAUACAAGGAAAACUGGGAGAAAGAAAAAGCCACUGGUUACCUCUUACCUCCUGACACUGUGCAAAUCUGUCACGCCAAACACUCAAAUGAUGUCCAAAGUGAGCUUAAAUACAAAGCUGAAUAUGUCAAACAAAGAGGUCACUAUGUUGGAGUUGCCAGCAUGAGAGAUGAUCCAAAACUGGUGUGGUUUGAGCACGCGGGUGAGAUCCAGAAUGACAGACUGUACAAAUCAGACUAUCACAAGACAAAAUCCAAAAUUCACCUCCCUCCGGAUAUGGUGUCAGUUGUGGCAGCAAAGGAAUGUCAGACCUUGGUCAGCGAUAUUGACUACCGCCAAUACCUGCAUGAAUGGACAUGCCAUCCUGACCAGAAUGACUGUAUUCAGGCAAGGAAGGCCUAUGAUCUGCAAAGUGAUAAUAUUUAUAAGUCUGAUUUGGAAUGGCUUCGUGGCUGUGGUUGGAUUCCUCUGGAUUCAGUGGAACACAAGAAAGUUAAGAAUGCACAAGAACUGAUAAAUAAGAGAGCAUAUACGAAAGAAGCCCUUGAUAACUUUUCCAAUUAUACCAGUGUGGUUGACACUCCUGACAUUGUUUUGGCGAAGGUUAACUCUGUCAAUCAGAGUGAUAUAAAAUACAAAGAAACAUUUAACCUUGAGAAAGGCCAGUAUAUUGGGUCUGAUGAUACUCCUGCGCUGAACCAUGCCAAAGACAUGUCCUUGCUAUACAGUGAUAAACGUUAUAAAAAUGCUUGGGAAAUUAGCAAGCCCAUUGGUUAUUCUUUGGAUGAGAAAUAUAUUCCACUUGUUGGAGCAAAGCAUGCAAACUACAUAAAUAGUGAGCUUAAAUAUAAGGAAAUAUAUGAGAAGCUGAAAGGCCAUUACCUGGCUGGGAAGGAGAUUGAUGAUUUCCCCAGUGUCAUUCAUUCACUAGCAUUCCAGAAAAUGAGAAGUGCGUUGGCCUACAGAAAGAAUUAUGAAGACACCAAAACAAACGUCCAUAUUCCAAGUGACAUGAUGAAUCAUGUGCUAGCCAAGAAGUGCCAAUAUAUCCUCAGUGAUCUCGAAUACAGAACUUACUUGCAUCAAUGGAAUUGUUCACCUGAAGAAAAUGAUGUUAUUCAAGCCAAAAGAGCCCAGGAAAUUUUGAGUGAUGUGGUGUAUAAAGAUGACUUAAAUUGGCUGAAGGGACUUGGAUGUUAUGUCUGGGAUACUCCACAAAUCCUGCAUGCUAAAAAAUCAUAUGACCUCCAGAGCCAAAUAAAAUACACAGCUGCAGGAAAAGAGAAUUUUCAGAACUUUGGAGUUGUUACUGACACACCUCUCUACGUAACUGCAGUGCAGAGUGCUAUAAAUGCCAGUGAUGUCAAAUACAAAGAAGAUUUCCACAAAACUAAGGACAAGUAUACAACUGUGACUGAAACAGUAGAUUCUGAAAGAGUUAAUAAUUUGAAAAAUCUCUUUAGCAAUAACCUCUACAAGAGAGCUUGGGAAAAAGUGAAAGCGACUAGCUAUGCAAUGCCCUCUGAUGCUGUAUCCCUAGCACGCGCAAAAGAACUGAAGCAUAACGCUAGUAUUGUAAAAUACCGGGAAGAAUAUGACAAGUUUAAAGCACUGUACACAUUACCCAGGGGUGUUGAGGAUGACCCUAAUACAGCAAGGUGCCUUAGAGUUGGGAAGCUUAAUAUUGAUCGUCUGUACAAGGAAGUCUAUGAAAAGAAUAAAGCCAAAGUCCACAUUAUUCCAGACAUGGUAGACAUAAUUUCUGCUAAGGAUGCACAGAAGAAAAUCAGUGAAAUCGAUUACCGCACACAUCUCCAUGACUGGAUCUGUCUACCCGAUCUUCAAAUCAAUGCCCAUGUUCGGAAAGUAACUGAUCAAGUCAGUGAUGUGGUAUACAAGGAUGACCUUAACUGGCUGAAAGGCAUUGGCUGCUUUGUUUGGGACACUCCUGAAAUUCUCCAUGCCAAACAUGCCUACGAUCUUCGCAAUGAUAUUAAGUACAAAUCUAAGGCAGAAAAGAUGAAGAAUGACUACACUGUGGUCACAGACACUCCUGUCUACGUCCAGAAUGUUCUCAGUGGCUUGAAUUCAAGUGAAGCUGUCUAUCGUAGUGAAUAUCUGCACAACGUUAAAGGCAAAAUGAUUCCCACUGAUAAAACAGUAGAUUUGGAGCGGGCGUAUCAUGCAAACAAAAUACAGAGUGAAAAUUUGUAUCGCUGGGCUGGUGUGAAUGCCCUGCCUACUGGAUACAGCCUUCCCACAGACACCCCCAGCUUUCAGCAUGCUAAACAUGUCCAAUACAUUGGAAGUGAUUUGAAAUAUAAAGAAGCCUAUGAACACAUGAAAGCUAAAGGCUAUACUCUGGGACCUAACGAUGUUGGGUUUGAAAAUGUGAAGAAAGUGAAUCAAGUCAUUAAUGAGAGGUUGUAUCGGGCAACAUACCACAAGUACAAGGAUAAGAUUCAUACCACUCCAGACACACCAGAAAUCCGUCAAGUCAGAGCAACACAGGAAGCUGUCAGCUAUCUGAUCUACAAGUCAGAUUUCUUUAGGAUGCAGGGACACUUGAUUUCUUUGCCAUACACUCCCCAGGUGUUGCACUGCCGCUAUGUUGGGGACAUCACAAGUGAUAAUAAAUACAAAGAAGAUCUGAAGUGGUUGAAGGGCUUGGGUUGCUUCCUGUAUGAUACUCCUGAUAUGGUUCGUGCUCGUCAUCUGCGUAAGCUUUGGUCUAAUUAUAUAUACACUGAUACUGCAAAGAAGAUGUGGGCUAAAUGCAACAUAGUAUUGGAUACUCCUGGGUACAGAGCGGUUCAGGAACUAAAAACUCAUCUGAGUGAACUGGUUUAUAGAGCUGCAGGCAAGGAGCUGAAGACAAAAUACACUUCCAUCCUUGAUACACCCGACUUCUUGAGAGCCAAGCAAGGACAAAAAAUACAGAGCCAGUACUUGUAUGUGGAACUUGCCACAAAAGAGAGACCCUAUCAUCAUGCUGAUGGUCAGACACCAACCUUUACACAUGCUAGGAAUAUAAAGGACAUGGUCAGUGAGAAAAAGUAUAAAACCCAGUAUGAGAAGAUGAAGGACAAAUACACGCCUGUCCCUGACACACCAGUCUUGAUCAGAGCCAAGAGAGCGUACCUGAAUGCCAGUGAUUUGCGCUACAAAGAAACCUUUGAGAAUACUAAGGGCAAAUACCACACAGUGAAAGACGCUUUGAAUAUAGUCUAUCAUCGAAAGGUCACCGAUGAUAUUAGCAGCGUGAAAUACAAGGAAAAUUACAUGAGCCAGUUAGGAAUUUGGAGAUCGAUCCCAGACCGGCCAGAGCACUUCCAUCAUCGCAUAGUCACGGAUGCUAUUAGUGAUGUUAAAUACAAGGAAGACUUAGCAUGGCUCAGAGGCAUUGGCUGUUAUGUGUGGGAUACUCCGAGUUUUGCUCUGGCAGAAAAGAAUAAGGUGCUCUACAGUGGGUGUAAGUACAAGGAGAUGUUUGAGAAGACUAAGUCUCAUUUUAAGUAUGUAGCUGACUCUCCAAUUAACGAGCAUUUUAAAUAUGCAACUCAGUUGGUGGAUGCGAAGUUAUAUAAAGCUGCCUAUGAGAAGCUCAAGGAUAAGUACAGCGUUAUUGUGGAUGAUCCUAAGAACCUCCUGGCCAAGUGGGGGACUACAUUGAGCAGUCAGGUUGCAUACAAAAAGGACUAUGAAAAGAAGAAAGACAAGUAUACGAUGGUUGUAGAUACUCCAGAACACUUAAGGACUACAAAAGUCAACAAACAGAUUAGUGAUAUUAUUUACAAGUUGGAAUACAACAAAGCGAAGCCGAGAGGCUAUACUACAAUCCAUGAUACACCUAUGUUACUGCAUGUGCGCAAGGUCAAGGACAGAAUAAGUGAUCUGAAAUACAAAGAAAUGUAUGAGAGGAAUAAAUCUCACUGCAAUGUCGUAGCAGAUUCAGUUCAUAUUAAGACUCCCAGGCAUGCUUACAAGCUAAACAGCAAUCUAGAUUAUAAAAAGCAAUAUGAAGCAGCCAAGGCUCAUUGGCACUGGAUUUCUGAUAGGCCUGACUUUGUUCAAGCAGCCAAGUCGUCUCUGCAACAGAGUGAUUAUGAGUACAAACUGGACCGGGAAAUCCUAAAGGGAUGUAAACUCUCUGUGACAGAUGAUAAAAACACUGUAUUGGCCUUAAAUAAUGCCAUCUUGGCGAGUGAUAUAAAAUACAAAGAGAAGCACAAUAAAGCUCGAGGGUCAUACCUUGUGGUUCCAGAUACACCUCAGAUCCUUCUGGCUAAGAAUGUCAGCUCUCUUGUGUCUGAGAACAAAUACAAAGAACACAGCAAGAAGCAGCUUCCACAUGGGUCUUACACAACCCUGCCAGAGACACGAGACACUGCUCAUGUGAAAGAGGUGACCAAGAAUGUCAGUGAGACAAACUAUAAAAAGAAGUUUGUCAAGGAGAAAGGCAAAUCUAAUUAUUCUGUCAUGCUGGAGCCUCCUGAAGUGAAACAUGCCAUGGAAGUUGCUAAAAAACAGAGUACAAUUGAAUACAAGAAAGAUGCCAAGUCAAAGCUCCACUAUACACCUAUUGCAGAUCGACCAGAUAUUAAGAAAGCAACUCAGGCUGCCAAGUUAAUUAGUGAUAUUGAAUAUAAAAAGCGUAGAGAAGCCGGCAUUGGUGUAAGCAUGCUGGGACGCCCAGAUAUUGAACUGGCAAAGGAGGUGUCCAAACUAACUAGCCAGGUGAAAUACAAGGAGAAUUUUUCCAAAGAGAUGGGUAAAAAGCCAAAGUAUGAUUUAAAGGAGGCUAAAAUCUACAAGACCAUGAAAGAUGCUCACAACUUGGCUAGUGAGGUGAAAUACAAGGCGGAUUUAAAGAAACUUCACAAGCCUGUCACUGACAUGUCUGAAUCGCUGAUCAUGAACCAUGUCCUGAGUACAAGCCAGCUCGCCAGUGCUUACCAGUACAAGAAGCAAUAUGAGAAGAGUAAGGGUCACUAUCUUGUGGUGCCAGAUAAUCUUGAACAGGUUCAUCUAAGGGAGGCAUCAGAACUACAGAGCCACGUGAAAUACAGAGAAAAGUAUGAGAAAGAAAAAGGAAAACCUAUGUUGGACUUUGAAACACCAACAUACCUUACUGCAAAGGAAUCUCAGCUCAUGCAGAGUGAGAAAGAAUAUAAGAAGGACUUUGAAGAGAACAUUAAGGGCAGAAACCUUACUGGCUUGGAGGUUACACCAUCGUUAUUACAUGUCAAAUAUGCAACCAAAAUAGCAAGCGAGAAAGAGUACAGGAAGGAUCUGGAGGAAGGUGUCAAAGGUAAAGGACUAACCUCUUUAGAAGAAACUCCAGAUAUGCUAAGAGCAAAGAAUGCAACUCAAAUCCUGAAUGAGAAAGAGUACAAAAAAGCCUUGGAAUUAGAAAUCAGAGGAAAAGGUCUGACAGAACUGGCUUUGGAGACACCAGAUUUUGUGAGAGCAAAGAAUGCCACUGACAUUGCCAGUCAGAUCAAAUACAAACAAUUGGCAGAAAUGGAGAAAGCCAACUACACCAGUGUUGUUGAUACUCCGGAGAUUAUUCAUGCCCAGCAGGUCAAGAACCUUUCGAGCCAGAAAAAAUAUAAGGAAGAUGCAGAAAAGAGCAUGCCAUACUAUGUGCCUGUAGCAGACACACCAGAAAUACAGAGAGUCCGUGAGAAUCAGAAGAACUUUAGCACACUUCAGUAUCAGUGGGACCUACAGAACAGUAAAGGAAAAGUUACAGUUGUACAAGACACACCAGAAAUGCUGCGUGUGAAAGAAAACCAGAAGAAUUUCAGCUCGAUUUUAUAUAAAGAAGAUAUUGGAACUGGAACUACUAUUGAAAAGACACCAGAGAUGCAGAGAGUUAAACGAACCCAGGAUGCAAUCAGCUCGGUUAAAUACAAGGAGAGUAUUGGGAAAGGAACUCCAAUUCCUGAUCUUCCAGAAGUGAAGCGUGUAAAGGAGACACAGAAGCACAUCAGUUCGGUGUUGUACAAAGAGGACCUAGGGACAGGUAUCCCAACACCUGUCACUCCAGAAAUAGAGAGAGUCAAACGCAAUCAAGAACACAUUAGCUCGGUGUUAUACAAAGAGGGCUUAGGGACUGGCAUCCCAACAUCGCUUACUCCAGAGAUGGAGAGAGUCAAACGUAAUCAAGAGAACAUUAGCUCGGUAUUGUACAAAGAGGGGCUGGGCAUUGGAACCCCAGUACCUGUCACUCCUGAGAUGGAGAGGGUCAAACGCAACCAAGAAAACUUUAGCUCGGUGUUGUACAAAGAGGAUCUGGGGACAGGAACCCCAACACCUGUCACUCCUGAGAUUGAAAGAGUCAAACGCAAUCAAGAGAACUUUAGCUCGGUGUUGUACAAAGAGGAUCUGGGGACAGGAACCCCAACACCUGUCACUCCUGAGAUUGAAAGAGUCAAACGCAAUCAAGAACACAUUAGCUCGGUGUUGUACAAAGAGGAUCUGGGGACAGGAACCCCAAUACCUGUCACUCCUGAGCUUGAGAGAGUCAAACGCAAUCAAGAACACAUUAGCUCGGUGUUGUAUAAAGAGAACAUAGGGAAAGCAACCCCAACACCUGUCACUCCCGAGAUGGAAAGAGUCAAACGCAAUCAAGAAAUCAUUAGCUCGGUUUUGUACAAAGAAAAUGUGGGGAAAGUGACCCCAACACCAGUCACUCCAGAGAUGGAGAGAGUGAAACGGAACCAAGAAAUCAUUAGCUCGGUGUUGUACAAAGAAAACUUGGGGCGAGCAACCCCCACCCCUAUGACUCCAGAGAUGGAGAGAGUCAAACGCAAUCAAGAACACAUUAGCUCGGUUGUAUACAAAGAAGGCUUAGGGAAGGCAACCCCCACUCCGGUUACUCCAGAGAUGGAGAGAGUCAAACGCAAUCAAGAACACAUUAGCUCGGUUUUGUACAAGGAACAUCUGGCAAAAGGAACUCCAACACCAAUGACUCCAGAGAUGGAGAGAGCUAAACGCAAUCAGGAAAACAUCAGCUCGGUUCUUUAUUCAGACAGUUUCCGAAAACAAGUACAAGGCAAAGCUGCGUAUGUACUGGAUACACCUGAGAUGCGGCGUGUGCGAGAGACCCAGAAAAACAUCUCUACAGUGAAAUACCAUGAAGAGUUUGAGAAAAGCAAAGGUAGUUUCACACCUGUAGUUACUGACCCCAUUACAGAACGCGUGAAGAAGAACAUGCAGGACUUCAGUGACAUUAGCUACAGGGGCAUCCAACGGCGAGUAGUGGAAAUGGAGCGAAAGCGCGUGGACCAGGAUCAAGAGACGCUCACAGGUCUUCGUGUGUGGCGCACUAAUCCUGGUUCAGUCUUUGACUACGACCCAGCAGAAGACAAUAUUCAGUCCAGAAGCUUACAUAUGAUCUCUGUCCAAGCCCAGCGCCGCAGCCGGGAGCACUCCCGCUCUGCCAGUGCCUUGAGCCUCAGUGGUGGCGAUGAGAAGUCCGAACCCUCAGAUGGCGUGGAUCAACAUUUGUCCUACUACAGCAGUGGAGGCCUCUUUGCCACUACAACAGUGGGCUACAAGCACGCUAAAACCAUAGAGUUACCCCAGCAACGGUCAUCAUCAGUUGCCACCCAGCAAACAACAGUAUCAUCGGUUCCCUCCCACCCAUCUACUGCUGGGAAGACCUACCGGGCCAUGUAUGACUAUAUGGCAGCUGAUUCUGAUGAAGUUUCCUUCAAAGACGGUGACACAAUUGUAAACGUACAAUCCAUUGAUGAAGGCUGGAUGUAUGGCACCGUCCAGAGAACCGGCAAGACUGGCAUGCUGCCUGCCAAUUAUGUAGAAGCUGUCUAAACCCAACCACCUCUUCCCAUAAAGCACAUCAGCAUGGCAUGGACAUGCCGGAGCCUUAGGAAAGGGUCUGUAACACUUUCUCCAAAGUGCCUUAUUGUCUUCCAUGUUGAUAGCGCCUUAUGAACUGUGUGGGGGAAAAAAGUAACUGCAGAGCAAAAUACUCUUGAAACAUCCUUCCAAAACAUAUUUGAAAACUACCACCUGUAAGCACACUACCAGGCAUUGCUCAGAACGCUAUUUCUUCCAAUGCCAAAAAAAGCAACACCCUACAUUUUAAAAAUAUUGCCUGGAACUUUCAAGCACCACUAUGCCGGAACAUGAUCCAGCUCAGUCUCUCCAAAGUUCUCUACAUGUACUUAUGACUAAGAUUACCAAAUAUUACUUUAUUCAUUCUCCCAUAGAGAGAGUAUUUUUCUGGGCUAUUCUAAAAUGUUUGAAUUUAUUCACUUCUUUUCAAUACAAGCAAUAUUUAAGCUUAGUAUCUCAAACCAACAUUUAUCUGGGGCUGGUGGGGAAACCAAACCCCAACCCGAAAGCCUGUCCUUCUGCUUGCUGAGCUCUUGUGCACGUGAUUUUCAUGCAACUGUUCUGGGGUCAAAAGCUAUUAUUACUUGUAAAUUAGUGCCUAAAUAAAGCUAAU
This is a messenger RNA of Strigops habroptila (Kakapo), 23593 nucleotides long. It is a transcript of the gene NEB, whose product is annotated as nebulin. The transcript has 160 exons. Gene Ontology annotation, molecular function: actin filament binding. Gene Ontology annotation, cellular component: Z disc. Lineage: Eukaryota; Metazoa; Chordata; Aves; Psittaciformes; Psittacidae. The coding region runs from base 1 to 22953 and encodes 7650 amino acids. Gene Ontology annotation, biological process: cardiac muscle thin filament assembly. The record is from RefSeq and is a predicted model, not a curated record.